This is a messenger RNA of Parastagonospora nodorum SN15, 1481 nucleotides long. RefSeq lists its product as hypothetical. The record is from RefSeq and is a predicted model, not a curated record. The transcript is spliced from 2 exons. Gene Ontology annotation, cellular component: cytoplasm. Bases 10 to 1140 code for a protein of 376 amino acids. Gene Ontology annotation, molecular function: oxidoreductase activity; nucleotide binding. Gene Ontology annotation, biological process: NADPH regeneration. NCBI's taxonomy places the organism in Eukaryota, Fungi, Ascomycota, Dothideomycetes, Pleosporales, Phaeosphaeriaceae.
GCGUGAACAAUGACGUCAACAUCCAUUAACGAUUCCAGUCGGAUACUGCGCGUGGGCAUCAUCGGCUGCGGAGAAGUGUCACAAGUCAUCCACAUUCCCAACCUAAACGCACUUUCGGACUGGUUUCAAACAACGUAUCUUUGCGAUGUAUCUCAGCAAGCACUAGCUCAUUGCGCAACAAAAGUACUGGGCUCUUCAAAGCCAAAAACAACAACCAAUGCAGAAGAGCUGUGUGCUUCGAAUGAUGUUGAUGUCGUGCUUGUCGCGAGCGCUGAUGCCUAUCAUCUUCCUCAUGCGCUCUUUGCGCUGAAGUAUAACAAAUACUGCUUGCUCGAGAAGCCAGCAGCCCUUUGCUUCCGCGAUAUCGACCUGCUCAUCCUUGCAGAGAAAGAGUCCAAAGGCAAAAUUUUCGUUGGCACAAUGAGGCGACACGCGGCGGCUCUCGAGGAUGCGAUCAAAGAGGUCGGCAGCAUGGCAGAGAUAAAGUAUGCACGAGUAAGAGAUAUCAUUGGACCAAAUGCGACAUUUGUCGGGCAGUCGGGCAUGUUCCCCAAACAGUUCAACGACUUCAGCGAGGCAGCCACACAAGACCGACUGGUACGCGAAUCCCGCAUGUGCCAGCAGGCGUUACACGAAGAGUUUGGUGUACCAGUCACCCCGGAAUCGAGAGACAUGCUGCGAAUGUUGGGAGGGCUGGGAACGCACGACUUGUCGGCGUUGCGAGAAGUGCUCGGCAUGCCUCAAUCAGUUGCAGGAGCCGUGCUUACUCACCCGGGCAUCUUCAACGUGCUUUUCAAGUAUAAAGACUUCCCGGUGUCGUACGAGUCGGGCGUGAUCGACGUGCCAGAAUUCGACGCACACAUUGAGGUCUACUCCAUGAACAAGAUUGUACGCAUCCAGUAUGAUACGCCGUACGUGCGUGGCCUGCCUAUCACGAUGACGGUCAAGCAACGAGUCAGGGAAGGAUUUCAAGAAACCAAGGUGCGCAAGACUUAUAUGGACCCAUACACGCUAGAGAUGCUGGCCUUUCAUGACUGUGUGAUCAACAGCAAGGCCCCUAAGACAAGUAUCGAAGAUGCAAGGCAGGACAUUGAGCUGUUCAAGAUGAUCCUGCAAGCAGACUCCGCGCGCUACCAAUAAUCAAAGACCAGACACAAAUGCGAAUACUAUACUUCGGGCCGCUCCACUCCCGUCUCACGUCAGCCUCUACACCACACACGCCAAUUGGAAGCAGAUCAGGCAAGCAUGGCGCCAUCACUUUAGAUUGAAGCUUGAUUCUGGUCAUGCACUUUCCGAAUAUAGUAUUCAAUUGCUGAUGGUUAUUGGCCGAUCUUAAUCCCUUGUACUAUGGUAAUGACUGUCAUUGGUUCAAACGGCUCUCUCCUGAAUAUCCUCGUGUCUGACUACUUUCCCUUGAGCGAUUGACUUAGCAGUAGUCGCCGAUGUUGUAGCUCGAGUACACAUGGCUGGUCCUGCAAGAA